AUGAAUUUUUUACGUGAUCUGAGUAAUAUUAUUGGUAGGUAUACGUCAGGUUCUUUGAGAAGAUCUAACUCUCACAUCUGUGGAGGUUCCCUGGUCAAAUCUCAGAGUGGAACUCAAUACUAUAUCACUGCUGCUCAUUGUGUAUAUGGUGGCAACGCCAACAGUUACUCUGUGAAAUUCGGAAGUCACUUUAGAACUACCAGUGAAAGUGGAUCCGUCACCAGAAGUGUCUCUAAGAUUACCAUGCAUCCAAACUACAACGCCCAGAACUUGAGAAACGAUAUUGCUGUAUUGACUUUGUCCAGUCAAGUCACCGAAUCUGACAGAAUUAAACCAAUCUGCUGGGCCAGUCGAGGAUACACCAAUAAUGAAGAAGCUAUUGUUAUCGGUUGGGGAACUUUAACCGAGGGCGGUUCUUCCCCUAAUAACCUCCAGGAAGUGAGUAAACCAAUCCUCUCCACCAGUUCUUGCUCUAGUCUGGUCAGUGGAUUCGAUUCUAACACUAUGUUGUGUUCUGGUUUAAUCAAUGGUGGUAAAGAUGCUUGCCAGGGUGACAGUGGAGGACCUUUAUUCACAUCCCGAGGUGGUAUUUAUGAACUUACAGGUGUUGUAAGCUGGGGUUACGGCUGUGCCAGACCCAAUAACCCUGGAGUAUACGCUGAUACUUAUAAACUCGGAUCCUGGGUAGAUUCCAUCAUCAACUAG
Molecule: messenger RNA, 705 nt
Organism: Lottia gigantea (owl limpet)
Lineage: Eukaryota; Metazoa; Mollusca; Gastropoda; Lottiidae
Exons: 6
Coding region: 1-705 (234 amino acids)
Biological process (GO): proteolysis
Molecular function (GO): serine-type endopeptidase activity
Source: RefSeq, a predicted model, not a curated record